CUUAGCAGCAACCAGCUAUCACAUUGUUGUCAGAAGUGCAUGAAAUUUUCUUUUUUCCUGUUCUGCGAUAACUUCAGUGUAGUGUUAAUGCCUUUCUGUGCUUGGUGUUUCUCUAGCCAAGCUUCAACAUCUUGGCGAUAUUGCGUUAGUGACUUCUGCUCUGUGACAAGAACACGAGUUUUACCGCAAGAAUUGAUUUGAAGUACUUCCAAAGAGGUGAGGGAAGCUGACAAACCUACGAGGAAGGAGACAUGGCAAACUACACAAAUUCUUCGAAUGCAACUGACCCCUUGCAGACUGCGACUCCAGUAGAAUACGGGAAUCGAUAUUUUAUGAUAUUCCUGGUUACAGCCGAGAUUAUCAUAGCAAUUGUAUCGUUGGUCAGCAACUUCCUCGUCGUGUACGCUUUUGUUGCCUACAAAAAACUUCGGACGAGCGUUACGAACUAUUUUGUCAUAUCGCUGGCAAUAUCAGACAUCUUAACCUCAGGGCUGGUCACUGCGUUCAAAGCGGACAUGAACUCUAAACGUUACCUUUGGACACAUGGUUUGUUCAUGUGCCAUCUCUAUACAACAAUGUUUUUACUAGCCUUACCAAGCUCUGUAAUCAACUUGUGCGCCGUCACAGUGGAUAGAUACCUAGUCUUGAGGAUGCCCCUACGUUACACGACCCUUAUGCCGCCAAGAAGAGCCGUUGGCAUCAUCUGUUUUCUGUGGAUUUACGCUAUAGUGUGGUCUUGCCUGCCUAUUUUGGGCUGGAAUGUUACGAACGGAGCAUCUGUGUUGCAAAACGGGUAUUGUUACCAUUCGUCCACAAACUUAUACAAUAAUUUAAUGAAUGUUUUAAACUUCUUAUUUCCCAUGGUUUUCAUGGCUAUCUUCUGGGUGUUAAUCUAUUCAAUAGUUCGCAAGCAUCGCAAGAGAGUUCUGAAAAUAGAGAGAAGCCUUUCGCGUAACACUAACGACUCCUCGAAUUCGAGCAACAACACAAACGGAGAAGUCCAUGCAAUGACUCAGCUUACGGCGCGAAAUGAAAAGACGGAGGAAAAACGUUUGCGGCGUAACGUUCGCGGAUCUCGCUUCAUUGGCUUUAUCGUUGUACUGUUCUAUUUCUGCUGGCUUCCGUACGUCAGCUUAAGUGUUAUAGGCAACAUCUGUGUAUCAUGCAUGGCGCGCGUUCCUCCUAUUCUCUACGAAGUAUUCCUAGCUCUUGGUUUCCUCAACUCAGCCCUUAAUCCAUUUCUGUACCCGUUCCAUGACAAACACUUUAAAGCGGCGUUCAAAGACAUGUGGAAAAAACUGAGAAGCAAGGCCAUUUCUACGUUACUACAAUCACAUGGCAAAGGUGCAGUUUUUAUCUAGAGCAUCGAGGGAAUUUUCUAUGGAUCAACACCAAACGGUUGUUACGAACUCUGAAAAAAAUGGGCUCGGCUGGGCGAGCAUAGGCGAUACGUGGUAAGACGCAAAUUAUAGAAACUGUUACGGAAUGGUUGAACAUGUGAUUAAAUAAAUUAUGUACUUGUGUCUAGCUGAGUAAUCAGUUAGAAAAAAAAGAACUUGAUUGUCGGAGCUGCGAGGGGAAUGGGUCCUAUUCUCUAUUUCUGUACCCCCGCAAGUUGUCUUGUGCGCAUUCAAAAUUACACAAGCCUGUUAUUCAUCUAUCGGUGAUCAUUACACUAAAAAUACCCAACAGUUUUAGGUGAAUUUAUCAUAUAUGCGUAAACUUAUGGUCUGUUCAACGUUCAUUGAGAAAUUAUGCAUCAGGUUUUUAGAGGGCUUUUACAAUCACAGUACUGUGGAAUUGAUUGCAGAAAGAAAUUGUCCGUUUCGUGGGGUUUUAUGGUAUUAUUAAACACUGAUGAAAUGCUAUUUGGCACAUGUUAAUCCGUCUGUCGGAAAUUAUUCAUAUUUGUGCCCAUUCUAGAAUAAGUUUUCCCGAUAUCUGAUACGUGGUGAUUAGAGAUUUCCUUUGAAAUUUCAUUCGAGAUCCUGAUAUGUCCAAUACGGAUUAUUUUGCAGUAGCAUUACACAGGAGGUAAAUCCAAUUUAGUGAAACUUUGAUCCCUGAAAUAUAAGAUCGCGUUUUUCAAUUGAGUAAGAAAACCAUCGUCUACGUAUUAAUUAGUCUGAUCCAUCAAAGCUCUCCCUGAUUGGUAUCAAUAAAAUAUGACAAUGAGAUAAUUCACCAUGAUCAUGUAUAUUGUUAUAUGUGUGUGAAAAAUCCGCCCAUGGCGGUUAAAUAGAGUGACAAGAGUGUAUAUUAUACAUGUAUAUUGAUGUAUUUAAAUAAAUAUCUUA
Pocillopora verrucosa is the source of this 2297-nucleotide messenger RNA. Its product is annotated as D(1A) dopamine receptor. The record is from RefSeq and is a predicted model, not a curated record. Gene Ontology annotation, biological process: G protein-coupled receptor signaling pathway. NCBI's taxonomy places the organism in Eukaryota, Metazoa, Cnidaria, Anthozoa, Scleractinia, Pocilloporidae. Gene Ontology annotation, cellular component: plasma membrane. Gene Ontology annotation, molecular function: G protein-coupled receptor activity.